This is a messenger RNA of Magnolia sinica, 3605 nucleotides long. Its product is annotated as kinesin-like protein KIN-UA. The transcript is spliced from 20 exons. The record is from RefSeq and is a predicted model, not a curated record. Gene Ontology annotation, biological process: microtubule-based movement. Lineage: Eukaryota; Viridiplantae; Streptophyta; Magnoliopsida; Magnoliales; Magnoliaceae. The coding region runs from base 201 to 3092 and encodes 963 amino acids. Gene Ontology annotation, molecular function: ATP binding; plus-end-directed microtubule motor activity; microtubule binding.
UUCAAAAUUCUAACGGGAGGGGGGACAUCGUGCCGGCCUCAACUCUCUCCUGAUUUUGUAAUAAAAGAGACAGACAUGCACAACAAUCUUCUUCUAUUCUCUGUUUCUCUCGUCUCUCGUUCUCCUCUCCUCCUUCUCAACAACACUUUUCCUCCCUCUUCUCUCUAUCAGUUUCAUCUCUGUCGGUUUUUUGGCGGGAAAUGGCGUCGAAUUCUGCUUUCAGAUCUUCCCACCGUUCCGAAAGACCAAUCCCUCCUCCCCAGCCAUCAUCAUCUGCCUCGAGGCCGCGAUCUUCGAGGCCCGCUUCCACCAGACGCUCCGUCUUGUCAGCUUCCAGACCUUCUUCCCACUUCAACACCCACAACGAAGACGAUGCAGAUCCGGGAAGAGUUCGAGUAGCUGUCAGGCUUCGACCAAGGAAUGCAGAAGAUCUCUCGUCUGAUGCUGAUUUUGCUGAUUGUGUUGAAGUACAGCCAGAGUUGAACCGGCUUAAAUUAAAGAAGAACAAUUGGAGCUCUGAAGCAUUCAAGUUCGAUGAGGUCUUUACAGAAAGUGCUUCUCAGAAGCGUGUUUAUGAGGCAGUUGCAAAACCUGUAGUGGAGAGUGUAUUAGAUGGGUAUAACGGGACAGUGAUGGCUUACGGUCAAACAGGUACUGGGAAAACUUAUACUGUGGGUCGACUAGGCAAAGACGAUCCAUCUGAACGGGGAAUUAUGGUUAGAGCUUUAGAGGAUAUAAUUGCUGGCACCUCUCCUGCUUCGGAUACUGUGGCAAUCUCCUAUUUGCAGUUGUAUUUGGAAUCCAUACAAGAUUUACUUGCACCUGAAAAGAAUAAUAUUCCUAUUGUUGAGGACCCUAAGACUGGUGAAGUGUCCUUACCUGGUGUUUCAAUAAUUAAAGUUCGAGAUCUCGACCACUGUCUGCUACUACUGCAAAUUGGUGAAGCAAACCGCCAUGCAUCAAAUACAAAGCUGAAUACUGAAUCUUCACGUAGUCAUGCGAUUCUUAUGGUCUAUAUCCAAAAGCCUUCAAAAGGAAAAGUUGAAAAUGAGCUCUCUACUUUAGCAAACAGCACCGGAAAUGAUUUACCUGGUGGCGAUGGUGUACCUGUUGUUCUGAAAAGCAAGCUGCUGAUUGUUGAUUUAGCAGGAUCUGAAAGAAUAGACAAAUCAGGCAGCGAUGGGCACAUGUUUGAAGAGGCUAAGUUCAUUAAUCUUUCACUCACUUCCCUUGGAAAAUGUAUAAAUGCAUUAGCUGAAAACAGUCCUCAUAUUCCUACAAGAGAAUCGAAGCUUACAAGACUACUUCGUGACUCAUUUGGAGGAUCAGCAAGGACCUCACUUGUGGUAACAAUUUGGCCAUCUGUACGACAUCAUGCAGAAACAUCAAGCACAAUAAUGUUUGGACAGAGAGCUAUGAAAGUAGUAAACACGAUCAGGCUUAAAGAAGAAUUUGAUUAUGAAAGUCAAUGUCGAAAACUAGAAUGUCAUGUUGACUAUCUUACUGCGGAAAUUGAGAGACAGCAAAAGUUGAGAGAGACUGACAAAGAAGAGAUGGAGAAGAAGGUUGAAGAGUGUCAAAACUCCUUAGUGGAAGCAGAAAAGAGUUUUGCAGCAAAGUCUGAGUCAUUAGAGAAAGAGAACAUCUGCUUGGGAUUGGAGAUAAAAACUAUGCUGGAUGAGUUAAAUCUCCAAAAAGAUCAAAGCGAUCAUAUGUGUGAUGAACUUGCACGCUUAGAAAUGAGUUUAAGACAAACCGAGCAGAACCAACUUGAUACUUUCACGUAUCAGAAGGUACUUGCAGACACUACUCAGAUGUAUGAGAAGAAAAUUGCAGAGUUGCUUCAACGAAUAGAAGAUGAGCAUUCUCGUUCUGAAAGUGCACAAGAAGAACUGUCUGAAGUGAAGAUACUCUUAAGUGACCAUCAAAGAUCACUGCAGAUUAAAGGGCAAAAGGAGAUCAAUGAUCUUGAAUUGAAGUUACAAGAGAUGCAUCAGCUGCAUAAGAAGGCUGUAAAUGAACUUGAGUCUUUAAAAACAGAAAAUGAAGAGUUAUUAUCAGGAAAGGAAAUGCUAUAUGAAGAACUUCGAACUGCACUAAAAAGACUCUCAGAUGAAGAAAAGCAAAGAAAGUGUCUAGAGGAUGAGAUUGUCAACCUUAAGAAGCCUGUGGCAGAGAACAACUUUGAUGUGGAGGCUAAAAAAUCAUAUAUGAAAGAAAAUUCUGGCAGAGUAAAUUCAGGGCACAUGAGUUUACUUUACUCCAAUCAAUCAAGAGAGACUUUAUCUGGUCACAAGGGCACUAUUGCGAAGAUAUUUGAAGAAGUUGGUCUUCAAAAGAUGUUAUCUUUAUUAAGAUCUGAAGAUUUGGAUGUUCAAAUCCAUGCCGCGAAGGUGGUAGCCAACCUUGCUGCUGAAGACAUAAACCAGGAAAAGAUUGUUGAGGAAGGAGGUUUAGAUUCACUUCUCAUGCUUUUGGGGUCAUCAGGGAAUGCAACAAUUCAGCGAGUUGCUUCGGGGGCUAUUGCCAACUUGGCAAUGAAUGAGAUGAAUCAAGGCUUAAUAAUGAGCAAAGGAGGUGCACGACUAUUAGCAAAUGUAGCAUCCAAAACAGAUGAUCCUCAAACUCUUCGGAUGGUGGCUGGAGCAAUUGCAAAUUUAUGUGGAAAUGAAAAGUUACAUGUUAUGUUGAAAGAAGAUGGUGGCACCAAGGCACUCUUGGGAAUGGUUGGAUGUGGGCACCUCGACGUCAUAGCACAAAUUGCUAGAGGGAUGGCGAACUUUGCAAAAUGUGAAUCACGAGGAAUCAAGCAAGGACACAAGAAAGGGAGGUCAUUUCUUAUCGAGGAUGGCGCACUUACUUGGAUGAUUGCUAAUUGUUCUACUACCCCUUCUUCUUCUCGACGCCAUAUUGAGCUUGCUCUUUGCCAUCUGGCACAAAACAAGGAUAAUGCUCAGGAUUUCAUAUCCAGUGGGGCACUCGAGGAACUCAUUCGUAUAUCACGUGAAUCUUCCCGAGAAGAUAUACGUAACCUUGCGAGGAAGUCACUCAACAUGAACCCAACAUUUCUAGAGGAGAUGCAAAGAGCCUGACACAAUGCUGGUAUUAACUUACCACCACCCAUCCUUUUUGUUAUUAGCUAUCAUAGGUUGGAUAUUGCGUGAUGAAGAGAUAUUCCUGGCAGAGAUGCACCGAUACUCAGUUGCCUCAGUUCGUGCAAGUGGGGCCCAUAGUACAGUGAUGCAGACUGUUCGUCUGUUGGAUCUCACCGUGAAUGUAUCAUCCACCUAUAGUUUCCUUGAUAGGGGAAACUCUAACUUUCAAUUUGUGGCCUGCAAACAGGCAGUUACGAGAGACAUAUGGUCUGGAUAAUUGAACUAUCAGACCCACUUUUACAAACUGAAAACCUGAAUAUAACGCAUAUCCUCUUCCCGAGGAUCCUGUUUCCACCAUGUUAGCAAUGUUCUUCGCACGGUGGAUCCUUUUUGUAAUCAAACCUUUUCAUUUUCUAGUGUAUGUCUAGACACGGAUCCAAUAUGUAUUUAUCUUCCCUUAUGAGGAAACAAAAAAGACAAUCCAAUGAAUAUAUCAUGAUAUCUUUUGAA